Cladophialophora carrionii CBS 160.54 is the source of this 945-nucleotide messenger RNA. RefSeq lists its product as uncharacterized. The transcript has a single exon. The coding region runs from base 1 to 945 and encodes 314 amino acids. The record is from RefSeq and is a predicted model, not a curated record. NCBI's taxonomy places the organism in Eukaryota, Fungi, Ascomycota, Eurotiomycetes, Chaetothyriales, Herpotrichiellaceae.
AUGGAGCCACUACUUCGGGUCCUGAUGGCCGAGGAGCCAGUCUCUAUGACGCCUCAACGAGCUUUCGAGCAGGCAGACGACCUCCUACAGCAAGCCGCAGCCCUACGAGAAAACGCCAAUGACCUCCGGGAGCAAGCUGAUUUCAUGUAUCAGCGAGCCAACACCCUCACCAAAACCGCUAAAGGCCUUCAGCAAAUCGCCUACCAAGACCGCGAGGCUAUGCAAGUCAUGUGGGACAAAAUCCUACGCAUGUCGAAGGAGGAUUUCGAGUUGUACUUGUCUGACUCCAAUCAUGCUGCUCGCUUCAAGGAGAUGGCGACACGCGUUGAAGAUGGUUUGGUCAACGUAGACCAGAUGAAUGCAUUCCUCAGCGACUUCCUGGAUUCCAUCGAUAGUGGGAAUCAUCGGAGGUCAGCAGCACCUGAACCAGAGAUCCCAGCAAUGGGCGAGCAAGCUGCUCGGAGCCUUUUGGAACCGGAGCCGAUCUGCAAACCAACCUUGAAACGACGAAUCUCUACUGCCAACGAGGGAGACGAGGCUGUCCCAUACCCAGCGGCAAAGAGGCUGAAGAGAAUGAGACACAAUGAAGAAUCAGGACCAUCUUCAGAUGGAGACAAGACCAUCAACGGCCAAGCUGUACGACCUCGUUCACGUGCGCCUACGGAUCGCAUCGUUUGCAGUCCCCAAGCCUCGACCGAUGCAGGAGAAACAUCAGGGACUGAAUCGGACUCUGCAGAGUAUGAAGAAUCUGGUGGACACCGGGUUGGAUCUGAGGCGACGGACUCGUCUGAUGAAGAGGAAAAGGCAUCUUCCACAUCGAGCGACAUUCAUACUACAACAGAAGCCUGUGACUCUGUCGACGAAAAUUCCUCGACGUCCAGUGAUGACACGAAAUCCGAAUCCGGGCGGUCAUGUACACCAACCAGCACGUCAGCAUCUUCAUGA